GACUCGCGGACCUGUGUCUGCUGCCUCGACCGCCCCCGCAACAUGGUGCUCCUCGACUGCAUGCACGUCGUCGCCUGCGAGGCGUGCGCGCCCCGCCUCCGCGAGUGCCCGAUGUGCCGCGCGCCCGUCGCGCAGACGCGCCGCAUCUUCCAGUGA
Molecule: messenger RNA, 156 nt
Organism: Aureococcus anophagefferens
Lineage: Eukaryota; Pelagophyceae; Pelagomonadales; Pelagomonadaceae
Exons: 1
Source: RefSeq, a predicted model, not a curated record